AUGGCCACGCCGCCGCCCAAGCCGACGGGCACCACGCCGCCGCCGAAGGGAACGCCCGGCGACGCCAAAGGGAAGAAGACGCCUGGGCGCAGGUCGUCCAGCCGCAAGCCGUCGAAGAGUCGAUCUCCUCCUCGUCGCCGCGGUUCGCGCCACCAUGACGCGGACAAGACCCGGGAGCGCGUCGUCGAGCGCGUCGUCCGUGACUCCGGCAGCUCCGGCACCUGGCCGCAGCUGACGAAGACGAACUACACCGAGUGGUCCCUUCGCAUGAAGGUGAAGCUCCAGGCUCGGGACCUCUGGGACGUUAUCGAGUACGGCGACGGCGGGUACCGCGACGAUCGGAGCGCCCUCGACGCCAUCUGCAGCGCCGUGCCCGCGGAGAUGAUCCCCAUGCUCGCCGUCAAGGAGACCGCGAUGGAGGCGUGGGAGGCCAUCAAGACUCUCCGCAUCGGCGACGAACGGCGGAGGGGCCUGGCGGCGCAGACGCUCCGCAAGGAGUAUGAGAACACCAAGCUCCGUGAUGGCGAGGCAAUCGAGGAUUUCGCGCUCCGGUUCUCCGGCGUGCUCCAGCGCCUCGGAGACCUCGGUGAUCCAGAGCCGGAGGAGAAAGCCGUGAAGAAGUACCUGCGCGUCGUCCGACCAAGGUACAAACAUCUCGUUGUCUCCAUGGAAGCCUUCGCUGAUCUCUCGAAGCUCUCGGUUGAGGAGAUCACCGGGACAUUGAAGUCCUCCGACGAUGCCGACGAGGAGGCGACGCCAGCGUCCAACUCCUCCAUGGGGAAGCUGCUCCUCACUCAGGAGGAGUGGCUGGAGAGGUACAAGCCGAACGCCGAUGCAGGGCGUGGCGGCUCCGGCUCCGGCGGCCGCGGCAAGUCCCGCGGACGCGGCAGGGGACGCGGCCGUGGCGGCGGGAGCUCCCGUGACACCGGCAACACCAGUGCCCCGCGGGCCGGUCCAGACGACAUCUGCAAGCGGUGUGGGAAGAAGGGCCAUUGGGCCCAGCACUGCUGA
Molecule: messenger RNA, 1011 nt
Organism: Panicum hallii
Lineage: Eukaryota; Viridiplantae; Streptophyta; Magnoliopsida; Poales; Poaceae
Exons: 1
Coding region: 1-1011 (336 amino acids)
Molecular function (GO): nucleic acid binding; zinc ion binding
Source: RefSeq, a predicted model, not a curated record